ACAGCAAGCUGUGUUUUUUUUUAAAGAAACGAUCAGAGGGAGUUUCCUUUAACAGCUACCGAAACCUACCACUGAAAUUGACGUCUCCGGAAGUGAAUUGUUAUCGAGGACAGAAACACAGGGAUAGAUCGGAGAGAGGGAGUAAACCAGGAGCUGGGCUCCGCCUGCCCUUGUGUGUUUGAGGGAGAGGGAGAGGGGGAGGCUGGUGAUCUUGACGCUGCUGCCGCUUUGUCCUGUGUUCCUGGGGCGGUCUCUGGGCACAUCUUCCCCUUCCCUCCCCGGGAACUCCCCUGCUCAUAUUUAACCUCGUCCGCAGGCCACGGUCGGCAGGAGGCACUGGGGACAGUUGUACUUCACUGCUCUGUAAGAUUCGCCCUCCCAGCCCGGUGAGCGGCUCGGCGGAUCCCCGGUGGUUUUGUGUAAGUCUGGCCUCUGACCGAGAUGUCGCUGCCCUGCUGUGUAUCGCAGCUGGCCUGUUGCUGUGGUUCCAGCGACUGUUCUCUCUGCUGCAGCUGCUGCCCAAAUAUUAAAACCUCUACAAGUACUCGAGUCAUGUACACUCUCUACCACAUUCUAGGAACCAUUGUCUGCUUUCUCAUGUUAUCACCGAGUGUGGGUGAAAUGCUGAAGACGCAUGUUACCUUCUAUGGAGAGUUUUGCAGAACUAUUAAAGCAGGCACUGAUUGUGAAAGGCUUGUGGGCUACUCUGCUGUUUAUAAGGUCUGCUUUGGAAUGGCCAUAUUCUUCUUCAUCUUCUUCCUGAUAAUGAUCAAUGUGAAGACCAGUAAAGAUUGCCGAGCUUACCUCCACAAUGGGUUCUGGUUUGUGAAACUCGUAGUGCUGGCUGGAAUGUGUGCUGGAGCUUUUUUUAUACCAGAUCAGGACACAUUUCACAAAGUAUGGCUAUACAUUGGUGUUGCUGGAGCCUUCCUCUUCAUUCUAAUCCAGCUCAUAUUGCUCGUGGAGUUUGCACACAAAUGGAACAAAACCUGGUGGGCUGGAACAGCAAACAAUAAGUGUUGGUACGCUGCCUUGGCCUUAGUUACACUCAUUCUUUACUCGGUUGCUGUCUGUGCUGUUGUUCUGAUGGUGAUAUUUUACACUGAUCCUGAAGGCUGCACACUAAACAAGAUUUUAUUGGGUGUCAACACCAGCCUCUGCUUCAUCGUCUCCAUGGUAGCAAUUACACCCUGUGUACAAAAAUAUCAGCCUAACUCCGGUCUCCUGCAGUCAGGAGUAAUCAGCUGUUAUGUGAUGUAUCUUACGUUCUCUGCGUUGGCCAAUUCACCUCCAGAAAUUGUUAUGAAGCAAGGAAUGAACACUACAAUAUGCAUUCCUCAGUUAUUGGGCAAAGGCCUUCAAACAGAUGACAAGCUUGUUUCUGUGCUGGGAGCCAUUAUCAUGUAUGGCUGUGUGCUCUAUGCCUGUCUAACUUCAACAACUCGUUCCAGCUCAGCUACCCUGGGGGUGAGCACUGUUCCAAACUCUAAACCAACUGAAGCUCGCUGCUGCUUCUGCUUUGUACCAGAUGAGGAAGCAGGUAACUAUAAAAUCGAUGGAGCAGAGAAAGGAAUCCAGAAGGUGAUCCACAAUGAAAACAGCAGCGUCGUGUACAGUUACUCCUUCUUCCACUUUGUCUUUUUCCUUGGCUCCCUGUAUGUGAUGAUGAUGUUAACAAACUGGUUUCAGUAUCGUGAAGUUAAUUUAGAAAACUUGUUUGAACCUCAGAACGUCUCUACCGUCUGGAUUAAAAUGGCUUCCUGUUGGCUGUGCAUCUUGUUGUUUUUAUGGACCCUCAUUGCUCCCAUGUGUUGUCCAGGCCGUGAAUUCUCAGUCUGAUUUUGGUUUUACUUUCCCCAGUACUCCAGUUUUCUACAUCCCUCUUUCAUCUUCUCUAGUCAUGUUAAAUACCUUUUGACCCAUCUUAUUUCAUUGUACUCUAGCUAUCGAUUUGUUUUUAGUAUACUGUAAUAGUCCCUGUCUAGAAACAAUCUUUUCUAUGUCAAUUACAUUUCUACAAGUUUCUACAGAGAUAGCAUUUAAGAGUGGGCUUUGAUAUCCUCAUCAGUAAUUCUUAAGUUUGGAAAACAUGAAAUGAUUGAUUAGAUCUAGCAGUUCAAGUGGCAGGGCCAGUGGGAUAUGAGGAUGAGUGAUUUAUGAAUGUUACAUUGAAUGGGAGUUCUGAAAAUUCAUGGGAAUGAUGCUGGAUGUUAUUUGCAUUGAUUCUGCAUUGGAAAGAUCAGUAAUUUACUGUUUAUACGUAUGAUAUUGUUAAAAUCACAGUACCACAUUAUCUAUAGAUAGAAAUGUUAUGUACAUUGACAUACAAAGUAACCUAAAGGUUUAAGAAGGGCCUUAAUUAAAUUGCAGUCUAAGAAGUUAUCACUGGAUUUGUAUCUGUCCCUAUUUACACUGGUGUUAUUUGUCUAUAAGUCUGGGUAAGAGUGGCUCUGAUUCUACACCUGGGCAACUUCUAAACUGGAAUGGAAACCUGAAAGUUCUUAGUAAUAACAAAAAUGUAAAAUAUCAAUUCUUUCCAUUCAAAUAUAGUAGAUGUGAUGUAGUCUGGAGUAAACUGGUGGGGAUUUUUGCAAGUAGGGAUGUGUAAAUUACUCAAUAUACAUAUAGGCAAAAUGUGAAGUUCUUAUUCAAGGAUCACUUUAAAUCUAAUGCAAGUGUCUCCCCGAUUUCUGAAUUUCAUUGUCUACCUCUCUCCACCUACUCACCCACCCACCCCAUGUGCUAAUGAUUUUGUUUAUUGCUCACUAAGGAAUGAAACCAUUUAAGAUAAUUGCAUCAGAACCAUGUGGUUAUGUUCCAUUUGUGCAACAAUUGGGACCAAAACAUUUUGGCUUGAUGUACCACAACCUGCCAACGAGAGUGAACUGAAAAGAUGAUGUCUGUCGAAAAUGUUAAGGUGCUAGGGUCAAAUUAGAAAGUUGCACCUCCUAUGAUAUGUUAACAUAUGAAGAAAUGGAAAAGGGUCGAUUGAAUGAGGUGUUUUGAUGCGGGUAUUAGUAUAUAUUUAUUUAACUUGAAAGGUUUUUUAAUAUAGUAUUUGAUGCAGAAAUUUCUAGCAUAAUGCAAAACAAAGUAAGUUAGUGUUACAACAGCCAUGUUGGCAUAGAAAACUAAACCUGGUAAACAACAUGGCUGUAAACCUAUUGGAAUGAAUUGUUUAUGCUGCCUUUUUACCAAAUGCUAGUCAUAGUUUAGGCAAAUGUUUUCUUCCAUUUUAGCCAAGCAGUAACUGUUUUAGUGUGAAAAUCUAUUCUGAAUCCUUGUGUGGUUGAACGUGUCGAUCUCUGACAGGCCAAAUAAAGAAGAAGCCCACCUUAAAUCCCCUUAGGCAUUACAAAGUCAGAUUGACAUUGAGAAUGCUUAUACUCUCCGCCUUUUGCCACAGUGAACAACUUUUAAAAAGUUCAAAACAUGUGAUUGUGCCAUUUGUUGUCUGGUUUCAGGAAGUAAACGAAAUCACAUUUAAUCAUCUGGAAUAAUACAUGAGGUUAGGAUUUUCUACUUCAUACAGGAACUGUGCAAAGUCAAGCUGUAUUUCCUAGAACCCUUUUUUUGCACAGAAACCUGCACAAGCAAUCCACCCAAUAGAUGGACAUGCUGACACUGAGAACUGAAACCGAGCAUGUAAUUGAUGGUUGAGUCUUGUUCUAUCCUCAGUCCUGUGGGGGAAUGGGGUUUAAAAUGUCUUAUGAUGUUUCUAGGAUAAAGCUGAACAUCUUUACUUACCUCAGUAAUAUCAUGCCAGCUUUACUGCCUGGUAAUAAUUGUUCUGUGGAGUUCUUUUCUUCAACUCCCAGUGAGGGUAAGCUUGAAGUGAAGAAGUUAACUGCAGCUGUUGCUAAAGCACAUCGACAAUCAAAUGUCCAAUCAAUGAUCUGCUCACAUGCCCUGUUAACACAAAAGCAGAGUUGGUGAUUUACAUUUUCAGCUUUACAUGUGUUAGAAGUCAAAACCUUAUGGCAAUUUUUUGUUUUUAAAAUAUAAAAGCAUUUUGUUGCUGUACGUGGGCUGUUGGUACAUGUACAUCACAGCAGCAGAGUGCUUCUGUGUACUGGAGUCUUCCUACAGUGUUCCAUACGAAGAUAGCAAAAAUAUCUGACUCAUUCAUCUUUUAAGGUAUGCUGUGUAUUUUGAGAGAAAUCGAUUAAUGACACGAAUUUGGUUUAGAGGUUGCACCUUUUUGUUUCUCUGAAGUAGGAGAAGGAUAAAUGAGUUUAGAUCAAAACUGCAACUGGAAGGCUUUUUGCUGUAAUGGCCCCUUGUAGAUGUACACGCAGCUUUUGCAAUUUUUGCUAUUUGCAGUUGAAUUCUGGAAACUCAGAUAUAUGAAAGCAUUGCUUUAAAAUUAUGUGUGCUGAAGUGCAGGCUGCAUUAAGACUACUUGGUUAACCCCUCUUCGGGGUUCCAAGAUAAAUAGUCUUUUAUGAUUGAUACUUUCUCCCUUCAUUUGGUACGAAUGUUGUUGCUGAUGGAGUGUGGUUUGCAGUGGAUGCUGAACUAGUUUCCUAAGAGUUUUUAUUCCUACACUGGUGCUAAAGAUGGGCCUGCCUUUCCAACUGGGCUUCACACUUUCAUACGGUGGAAUAUUUUACACCUCCUUGCCUCGGAUAUUCUGCAAAGUGCCUCAUUUGGCACCCAGUGUCUAAGACUUAAGUGAUAGUAGGAACUGCCGAUGCUGGAGAAUCUGAGAUAACAAGGUGUAAAGCUGGAUGAACACAGCAGGCCAAGCAGGAAAGCUGACGUUUCGGCUCUGGACCCUUCUUCAGAAAAAGAAGGGCCCCGACCCGAAACGUCAGCCUUCCUGCUCCUCUGAUGCUGCUUGGCCUGCUGUGUUCAAUCCAGCUUUACACCUGUUAUCUAAGAUUUAAGUAACUUUUUACCAUAGACACUUGUCUGAGGCAAUGGUGCCUGAUUUUUGUCUCCAACCUUUUGCCUGCGCCAAACAAAGACAAAAAUCUUGGACUUUAACAUUCAAGAUUUGCCAAGGGCAACUGGUACUACUUAAAGCUGUGGAAAAACUUUGUUCAAACAUUCAAGGUGGUUUUCUAAUAGGGGUAUUUCUCAUUAUUGCAAUCUUUUGAUAUGACUUUGUUGUAGCAGUUUUAUUUUGUUAUUUGUGCCAGUCAUUUUUGUAAUAUGGAUUGCUUAUUGUCAGGUAUUUAAUCCUUAAAAUUGGCUAUGCUAAUUUAAGGUGGAAGCUUUAUUUAUAUAAUUCCUGAAUCGCUGAUACUUGGAUAUACAGCUUAGCGGCAGGGGAGAAGAUUGAGUUUUCUCAACUAUGGGUUAUAUAUCUUAAGUAAAUUUUGCUAAAUGUUCUCAUUAAAUUCUUUAAUUAUUUUACAAUGUAUUCUUGGUUGUACAAUGUAAAGUUCUACCUUUUAAAAUGUUUUUAUAAAGAUUGUAUGUUAAUUUUUCAAUUUUUAAUGUAAUAUUGCUUUACUGACUUUAUACUCUUACAAGCGCACAUUGUUUUUAUUAAAAUACAACAAAUUAGAGAUUUUUCUGAAACUUUGUAUCCCCUAAUCAAAUACAAUUCCAUUGUUACACUAACUUAGAAAUGUUUU
Rhincodon typus (whale shark) is the source of this 5585-nucleotide messenger RNA. RefSeq names its product serine incorporator 5 (gene serinc5). The record is from RefSeq and is a predicted model, not a curated record. Lineage: Eukaryota; Metazoa; Chordata; Chondrichthyes; Orectolobiformes; Rhincodontidae. Gene Ontology annotation, cellular component: membrane. Bases 442 to 1839 code for a protein of 465 amino acids. The transcript has 12 exons.